Glarea lozoyensis ATCC 20868 is the source of this 339-nucleotide messenger RNA. RefSeq lists its product as uncharacterized. The transcript has 3 exons. NCBI's taxonomy places the organism in Eukaryota, Fungi, Ascomycota, Leotiomycetes, Helotiales, Helotiaceae. The record is from RefSeq and is a predicted model, not a curated record. The coding region runs from base 1 to 339 and encodes 112 amino acids.
AUGUCUUCAAACGUCCUCGUCGAUCGCGAUAUCAACGCAACUGUUACAGCUGCACCAGAAACCAUGGAUGGAAAGGUCGAUAUCAAGAGCAUGGAGUACCAUCGUCAGGUGUUGCAGAGCAAGAUUGAUCAGCAACAGGGCAAGCAAUCUUACAUCUCGCCUUCCGAUACCAUCAUGAGCCCAUGUACGCAAAAGCUGAGCGCCUACCGCAACAAGCAAGUCUCAAAAACCAAGCCAAAAUCUCUCUUCGCAAAGACCUCAGCAAAAAGCCUCGCAGGCGGCUCCAACAUGUUCGGUUCCCAACCAAGCACCACCGACUCCAAACCCUCCGGUUUGUAA